Molecule: messenger RNA, 2079 nt
Organism: Ilyonectria robusta
Lineage: Eukaryota; Fungi; Ascomycota; Sordariomycetes; Hypocreales; Nectriaceae
Exons: 7
Coding region: 1-1998 (665 amino acids)
Source: RefSeq, a predicted model, not a curated record
AUGUCCGACUACGGUUCGGAUGAUGUACCCCCUAUCACCGAGCCCAGAUGUCCAGCUCAAGACGACGACGGCGGUUACUGUACAGCAGUACCGCUGAUCCCCUGUCCCGAAUGCCUUCUUGUUGCGUACUGUAGCCAGGAGUGCAGAGAGAGUCACUGGUCAAAACACCACGUCGAGUGUGUCGUGGGCUUCUCUCCCCCGGACGACAACAACCCUGAUCUUAAAAAGGAUGAUGAUUCCUGGAAAGAUCCUUGGUUCUGGGCCAAGCAUGCCGCAACUGAUGUGCUAAACCUCGAGAAGAACGAGGGUAAAGAGUUUGACGGCGCUCUUGAUAUUCUCCUCGUGGGAGAGUCGAGCCUCCGCCACCUCAUCUACAGCAUCUGCAAACUUCCAGACACGGCCAACCCCAAGAUUAGCGCUACCAUCAAUGAGACUUCUCCCAGCCACCUCGCUCGCUUGGUCUUGACAGCGCUCCUUCUCACCGACAACUCGUUCGACCCAAUCACAAAUGCCGAAGCGGUGGUUCACCUCUGGUAUUCAGCAAAGCUUUCCUCCACUCUAUUUAAUCACAUAGAGCUUGUUGCAGCCGAGCCUCUUUUGACUGCAAUGGAAGAUUUGGACAAGCUCUGCGCCGAAAAUCGGAUUUCGGAGUGGUCGCAAAUCAUCCGGUUUGUGAAAAUAUCCAAACACACAAACGUCGACAAUGCUUCCAUCAUCAGAGGAUGGGAUUGCAAGAAUUAUUCGGAGCCUUUGUAUCGCGUUCUCAGGCGGAUGACUCCUGUCAGAGCCACUGGGAUGAUGCGUUGGCGGUCCGACGGGCUCCUGCUGCCUUAUGGACAUCCCAGAGAGGAGUUCAACAUUCUCAAUCCGCUCUUCUUCCCGGACCACACAUCCUAUCCUGUUGGAGCGACUCAGGAACCCCUUACAGAGUGGCCGAUGGAACUUCUCGAUCACCCCUGCGGUCCAGCCCAGAAUGAUGUCUACGGCAAGAUGUUCUACUACGUCAGAGAUUUAUGCAUUGAGUUUCAGCAACGCAUAAAGACUCUCCAGCCAGAGAUUCGCAUCCUGUCAAAUUUCAUCCAUGAACUUCCUGCUCAACAUACAGUCGGGCACUCAAAGAUGCAAUUCGACCGAAUCGAAGCGGCUCACUACUGGGAUAGGCAGCCCUUUCUUACGCUAGUAUCGUUAAGUGCCCUGCUUCGACAUGAGGAUGAAAACCCGAACGCAGCUUUGUUGACGCUCACUCGACAAAGCGUAAUUCAUCAGAUGGACUCGGUCAAGAAGGACCUUGAUACAGAGAAGAAGUUCACGUUUCAAAGCUCUGGCACUAAACUAGAUGAGCUGGCACCGCCGCUGAAGGUCGGAGAUCCGGAAGAUAGUCCAGCGGCAGUUCGCCGGAGGCUUGGCCUAGUUUUAUGGCGCAACUGGGACCGAUUUUCUGAGCAUUACCUCGGCUGCCCUCACUAUUUCCAUCUGCUCAAUGUGAUCUCUCCAUACGAGCAGACUGAGCGUGGUCUAUCUGCCACAGGAUUCCUCGGCCUAAGUCUAAAGCCGAAAAAUAUUGUCACCCGACGUUGGCCAAACCGCCUAGUACACAACCGCAAGGACAACCUUUCGUUGCGAGACUUCAACCGCUGGCUGGCCUGGGGCGACAAUAUGCCAGAGAGAUGGCUCGAGUGGAAGAGAUUUCACGACGUUGAUGCUGAGACCUGGGAUCGGUUUUUAGAUCUCUCCUUGGCUGAAGACAAAGCGCGGGUUAGAGGAAAAUUAGAAGAGUUGGGGCUCGAAGAUGCUAUCAAGAACGUCUUUCUUGAAGAACUGGAACUCAAGAGUGGGAAUAGGGCCACCGAAGUCUCAAAUGGAGCUGAUGAGGACAAGCAAGAAAUCGACCAAGGAGAAAUCGACGAUGGGGAGUUAGUUGGUAAGGGCAAUGAAGACUCGGCUGAAAAGGCCAAGUCAAAGAAGAAGAAGAACAAGAAGAAGAAGGGGGGAAACUGAUGCCACUAAGAGACUAAUUGGCACUGAUGGCGACCGUCAGGCUAUGGUCCUUGUUGUGUAAAUAUUCUGCCCCGAUGCCAC